This is a messenger RNA of Nylanderia fulva, 6487 nucleotides long. RefSeq names its product Transmembrane protein 131 (gene Tmem131). NCBI's taxonomy places the organism in Eukaryota, Metazoa, Arthropoda, Insecta, Hymenoptera, Formicidae. Gene Ontology annotation, cellular component: membrane. The record is from RefSeq and is a predicted model, not a curated record.
GCGCUGAAGUUCCUGAAUAAGCGAAAUCGAUACCGCGCGCUUCGAUAGUACCGAAAUAUGGCCGUAAGCGGACUCUCAUGUCUGCUAAAGACAAAAUAGCGAAAGCAACAGCAACAGUCGACGUAACAGCAGUGCAGCAGCAUCGGCCGCGUAGGUGUUUAUUAUGCCCGAGUUAAAGGUGUUCUACUGUCUGUUCCUGCUGACGCUACUGGACACGACGUCGCAAAUCCAAUCGUCGCUGCACGGCCACAACAAUGCCUUCGUUCAAGAUAACAACGAUGUUCAAUCUUUUCAUCUUUUGGAUAAUGUGCAAAUAUCUAAUCUGCAUAAGGAUUUUGCUAAUACAGUACAUGAGACUGGGGAUACCACAUUGGACGAGGAUAAAGAUGUGCUCUCUCACAUUUCUUUCGAACCGAGCAUCUUGGACUUUAAAGAAAGACAACUCGGUAUUCCUCACCAAGAAACUGUGAUCAUGUUUAACAAAGAUCACAAUAAAACCAUACAUCUUGAAUCGAUAUCUGGUAAUACACGUCAUUUCCAUUCAUCAUUUUUUCAAAGCAAAGUAAUUCCACCAUUGGGGAACACAACAUUUAAUGUUGUCUUCCUUGGUCGAGACGAAGGUGAUAUCGAUACACACCUUUUUAUACAUACUUCAGAUGGGACACUAAAGUAUCAGGUCAAAGGAAUAAGUGUCAGUAGUCCUUAUAGACUCCGACCUGUAGUUGAUGUCAAGUUACCAUUAAAUGCAUCUUUUACACCUCUUAUAUAUAUGCACAAUCCACAUCCGGAAGCUUUACAAGUGGUGGAAGUAUAUAGUAGCGGUGGAGAAUUUCAAUUAGAAUUACCAUCGGGCGAGUCGGAGGGUACUCGAGAAUUAUGGGAAAUUCUACCUUAUCAAACGAAGCCUAUCAUCAGACUAACUUUUAAUGCUUACGCGGAAAAAAAUCACACGGCAUAUGUUAGAUUUAAAGUAAAUAAUACUGCUGAGAUUCUUGUGGUAGCAGUCGAAGUAGAGGUCAAAAGUGGAGCUGGUCUUCAUUGGGGUGGGAGUUCUGGAGUAAUUAACUUAGGUAUGGGUGGCUCAUUACAGCCACCUAUUCGCCACCCUAUUGCUUUAAAAAAUUCCGCAAAGAAAGCAAUCAAAGUUGUGAAUAUUAUAAAUACACCUGUAUCAAAAGCAUUAAAACUGCAUUUUGAGCCAGCAAUAAUUCCAGGAGAGACAGAUAUACCAAUAGCCAUUGGAAUGCUGGUUUAUGAUUGGAAAACUGGUUUGGAUUUGCAACACUUUAAAGGCAAAUUGAUAAUAAAAGCAAUAGGUCCGGGUGGUUCUAGUCAAAAAUUAGCAAUCCCAUGGGUAGCUCAAGUGCUACAAGGUGGAUUAGAAGUAAACACAUCGAUUACCCAUUAUUGUUCUCCGCAAUCCAAUCAAGCUCGAAAUUUUAGCGUGGUGAACAAAUUUAAAUUACCAUUAGCAAUUACGAAUGUCACGAUGUGUUCGAAUGCAAAAUCGCUUUUUACGAUUAAAGAUUUUACUCCUAGAGUAAUAAAACCCGAGCAAAAGGUCAAUAUAUUUUCUUUACAACUUGCCAAAGAACGGAAGGGUGACAGCGUAAAGAUGGAGUCGUCGAUAUUGAUACACUCGAACGUAUCCGUAACCGAAGUUCCGGUGUUGAGUUACGACGGGAAACUGAGAAAAGUCAUGCCGAGCGAGAAGGAGAACGACAUGGGGACGAUGAAUUUCGGAACUGUAGGAAGCGGCACCGAAAACGAGGCGAUUUUCGCGCUGGAGAAUCAGAACCCCGUCAACGUGGAGCUACAUAGCUGGGGUGUGAACAUGCCCGGCGCAGUUUUGGAAUUAAUGGGAUGUCAAAACGGUCCCGCGGAUUCAUUGGACAAGGAAUUUCGAAAUAUAACUGUGUGCAGUCAUUCGGGAAACCAAUACAUAAAGCCGGAGUUCCUGGCGAUUUUUAAGAUCAAGGUGAAGACUCCUAUGGUCGAGGAAGACACGAUUGUCGGCGAUGUUUUCGUACGAACGACAUACGAACGGUUCACGUUGCCGGUGUACAUGAGGGUUGCGCACGGCAAGAUUUCCUUGAAGAAGCUUAUUUUUACCGAUUGCUUCCCUGGAUCGAUCUGUGUGCAACAAGUGAAGGUGCACUCCACGUUUUCAAGACCGAUGGAGGUGACGCACGUCGCGCCUAUAAACAAAGACGACAGGAUAAAGUACAUCCCACUGGAGGAAGCUACCAUGCCAGUCAUAUCUAAGGGCGAAAAUAAUGUCGGCUCGAUACAAAUUGAUCCCUCGGUGAUCUGCAAGCAACAUUGUUAUUUAGGUUUAUUCGUAGACACCAACACGGGAAGCCAGUGGUUGAAUACGAUGAGCCUUCCCUCGCACACUCGUGACUCCGACUUGAAUUUGCUGAACACGCGACACGCACGUUUUGUCAACUCCACCGCGGAUGGCUCGUGGGAGAACGUCACGAUGCGCUUGGACACGACUGAGGUGCGCGAUCACAGGUUUUACGUGAACAUCAAGCCGUACUGGCCGAGUUUGUUGGUCAAUAUAAAGAACAAGAGCGUUCUGAUGUUCCCGUUGACGCAAGUCGGAAACACAUCAUAUAGAACGAUCAAGUUGCACAAUCCGAGCGCGAGUCCGCUGUUAGUUCAGCUGGUUAUGGACUGGAGUUAUCCUCAAGGAGCACGUCUUUAUCAUUCUUUGCCAAUGAAAUUUAAACCCACGUGUGCGGAAUGUUCGUCCACAGUCCCGGAGGAAUUCAAGCUAGAAGAGAAUGCGGAUGAACGAGAGCUGUUCGAGAAACAGUGGGAUGUACCGGUAGCGUCUCAGUCGCUUCCUUUAUAUUUGAACCCUUUGGAAACAAGGACGAUUCGCGUGGCAUAUACACCCUUCUCUGCUUCGGCAUCCUCUGGUUUUUUAUAUAUUAGAAAUAAUAUGACUAUUUUAGAAGUCCUACGUAUGAGCGGUCGAGGCGCGAGCGCGCAAUUUAGGUUCGGCAAUCGCAAGCCAGGUUCGACUACGCCUCUGCUGUUUGAACUCGUGGAUAAGCAUUUUAAAGAUUGCGAACGAGACCGUAAUAAACACGUUACGACUCCCGUUCUCACUGUAAAACGCUCCUUCACGGCUCGGAACACGGGGGAAUUGCCGAUCGAGAUUUACGGCUUCUACAUCAACGACUGGCGUUGCGAGGGCUACGGCUUCAAGGUACUCGAUUGCGCGCCCUUCAAACUGAAUCCGAACGCCACCAAGAGAAUCGAGAUCGCGUUCACGCCGGACUUUACGCUGUCGCGGGUAGAACGGAAGCUGUUGGUGUUGACGAGCGUAGGACCGGACGAGGACGAGGACGUCGAGAACGGUGUGGUGAUACUUAAUCUACUGGCGAUUUUGCCAGUACACUCGUUGGACUUGUGCGCGCCGGUGCUUGCCAGACCAUCGUGGGAGCGCGCGGUGCAGUGGACCGCGAUCAGCAUCUCGUCCGUCGUGUUGCUGGGAGUUCUCGCGGUCUCGUUCUUCGAGGCGGAUCGAAUUCUACGGGGAGCCCUGGCCAAUUACUCGAAGGAGAGUCCGGUGCAACCGCCCCUGGAUCUGAGGCUGCUCUCGCACAUCUCGAUGCACAACUCGACGCAGAUCAGUCCUGCUAACAAGAACGAGAGGACACCGUCGAACGAUGAUAAAGGCAAGACGAAGAAGGAUGAAACUUGCUUUCCAGACUGGUCGUUGAUGAACGUGAAGAAGUAUAAGGACAAGGAUGCGCAGAAGGGAUUGAAGAUCCCGGACUGGUCCACCGAGGAGGAACGCAGAUUCAGGUUGGACACCGAGUCUAAAGAUCUGUUGUCUUUCAAGCGAUGCGAAGAACCGUCUAAUGUAGAAGGCACCACUAAUGCCGUGAAUACAUCGUAUGGGUCGAAGAAGAAGAACGGCAGUAAAAAGCAAAGCAACGCUCCAGAGGCUCAAUCGGAAAAUUGCGCGGCGAAUGAUGCGGAUACUCAGUUAAUUCAAGAGAAAAAGUAUACUACCGUUAAUAUGGUUACGAAGUCGAGCCCGACGUCGAAUAGGAAAGGAAAGGUAGUACCAUCUACGCAAUUGAAUGUCAAGGAAGAGCCAAAGCUGUUUGAUCACGAGGUUCAAGUGGAUGCAGGAAUGAUCGGAAAUAACAAUCGGAUUAACAAAUCACAGGACAACAAGCGCAAUAAACAAGCAAAUAGCACCACAAAUCACAGUAAUCACAAUAAUCAUGUUUCUUUGAAAAAGCUCGAAUCAACGAGCGUUCAAAAAAUUAUUCACCUUUCAGAGGAAGAGACGUCGUCCACGACAACAGAGAGUUCGACUCACGAUGAAACAACGUCUUGUAAAAAUUUUGAUCAACCGUGCGGGAAGCAAGAAAAACUCCAAAGAAAGCCAAUAUCUAAGAAAAGCAAACCUCAGUCUAUUCCACCUGUGCCAUGCAUAGAUUAUAAGGAUAAUUACGAAGGCGACUGUGAUGAUGAUGAAUACGAUAAGGAGAGACAGAAUAAUCCAAACAGAUGGAAGAUGAGCUCUGGUAGAUCUAGCACGAAGCACCAUAUCCAUACCUCAUGCACUGUUGAAUCAUCCUUCAAGUUACCACGUCAGAAUAAGAAUCCACCACGGAAGGAGAAGACGGUGCAGAAACGUCGUGCAGCUGAUAAAACUCACAUCAAAUCUCCUGUAAACGGAAACAUAAACCAAAAAGAAGACGUAACACGCAGCAUAGGAUCAGUUUCCACUCCAUUACCACCUCCGCCUUCCUGUUGGGGCGAGAACAGGGCUAAAUUCAGUGAUGUGGUGGCUCGAAGUCAAGAGAUCGUCCCGCCAUUCUCCAAUUUAAAUCACGUAAAUCACAAGAGUCAAACAAAUACGUCAAAUCUGUCUACGGUAUUCGGCACCGAUGUCAAAGACGUUCAAUAUAUUAAACCACAGUCGACGCAAGAGAUGUUGCAAGCAUCGAAGGAAUACAAUUUGAUGACAAAACCGACCACUCUCGCAUCCCCGGCUAAAGAUAAAGCACUGAACUCGGAGCCUCUGAUCUUACAACCGGAUUUACAACAGUCGAACAGUUACUUCAUUAACACCUUCACGGAACAUCCUUUUGAGCGCGAGCUGGUACCGUACGACGAUCUUCCAGAAACUGACGAGCCUUUAGUAGAGUUGGAGACUCCUGAAGAAGACACGCGAUGUCAAUUGUGGGAAGAUACUAGUUCUAUGAUAAAUUUGCUGUCGGAUAAUACAAACGGAUUUCAAUUGGAGUCGUCAAAAACAACGGAGAAACCUGUUUUGCCUGACUUGAAAGAUAAUUGGACAGUCGAUACAAAUUGGGAACCAUUGUACACUAGAGCGGCGGUUGGAGAGGAACGUAGUGGCGUUUGGGGAAUCAACACGGGAGGUGUCUGGGCUGCAGCACCCUGGGGUGCAGCUGCGCCGCCGAUGAUGUCGCAAACAUUACAGUCCGAGUCGGAUACACAAGAACGAUCAGGAUUUGAUCCGUUUCGUUCGCUUAACACAAUAUGGACGCCCUCAUCGACCGAAUCGUGGAGAACGAAACGCGAGGAUUGAAUAAGCAAUGAAAAGGAACGAAGGAAUAUUUUAUCUUGUGAUAUCGUACAUUUUUGUUUCAAGAUUUUUUUGUUUUUUGGCGAAAAUCGAAAGUUAAACGAGACGGUUCAACGCGACCGUAAUAAUUUGAAUUUGAAAGCCACAUUUGAAAAUUGUUAUAAUUUGAUGCAACUACGCUGAGCGUACUUUGUGAUAUAAUUGUUACUAUUACGUUGUACGAUAGUAAUACCAGAUAUGAAUAGUUUCUCGACGAGUUAUUUUUCAUAUUGUUUCUUAAACCAAAAUCUAGAUGUUACAUCUCAUUUUUUUUUAUUUCUCUUUAUUUAAAGCAUAGAAUGCGUUUAAAUUAUUUGCGAGUGAGGUGUGCAGGAUAUUAAUUGAAUAUUCUUCUUUUUUCUUUUGUUUGAUUUGUUAUAAGAAAGAAUAAUAUAUUUGAUUGAUCGAUUAUACAAAAAUGAAAUGGAAAUAGCACAUAUGGAAUUAACAGAAUUUGCAUACAAAAAAAAGUGAAAAAAAAGGAAAUACAGUUUCUCAUGUAAUCACAGCACAUAUUAAUUUAAAGGAACUAUACAUGGCUUAUACGGAAAUUCAUAAUUUGCUCCUUGAUUUACGGCACACUCUUUCUCUUCUCUCGUGGCAUUGUCCGCGUAUGCAUAAUGUAAAAAAAAAUGAACUAUCGCAAUACUCGAGUCCCAAUCUUGGUAUAUUAACAAGUGAUAAGAUUAAAUUAUUUGAGACGAGUGAGAACUGUGAUUUUUUAUAGUCUUGACUUGUAGAGAUACCUUCAAGACAAGUUUUACAAGGUUGCGCUGUAUACAAAGUAUAAAAUGAAAGAAAUGUGUACCUAUUCUUCAAGACUGGUAAUCGUUGUGUUUUAAUAAAGAAGUCACAAAAAAAGUA